Pestalotiopsis fici W106-1 is the source of this 1011-nucleotide messenger RNA. RefSeq lists its product as uncharacterized. The transcript has a single exon. The record is from RefSeq and is a predicted model, not a curated record. Bases 1 to 1011 code for a protein of 336 amino acids. Gene Ontology annotation, cellular component: mitochondrion. Lineage: Eukaryota; Fungi; Ascomycota; Sordariomycetes; Amphisphaeriales; Sporocadaceae. Gene Ontology annotation, biological process: mitochondrial proton-transporting ATP synthase complex assembly.
AUGGCAGCCUACCGAGCUCCAGCACUGCGCGGUCUGCUCGGACGGUCGCUGCCGGGCCUGCGCAGCAGCGCGGCACCGCAGCGGCAGCAGAGACGCUGGGCGCAGGUACACGACGUGCGGUUCCUGGCCACGACGCAAGCCUCGCGCAACAUUGCCGAAAAGUACAAGGACAAGCUGGACCGCAAAGCCAAGGAGGAAGGGCACACGGAUGUGAGCUCGCUCAAGGCCGCCUACGCCGACAAGAUCAUCGAGCAGCGCACCAAGAACAAGAUCUCGGUCCCGGGGCUCGACGCCCUGCUCGCCGACGAGGAGGCGCCCGCACGGCCACCCGUGGGAGAGACACAGCAGACAUCAGAGAGCGCGGCGCCGGGCGCCGGCUCGCAUCCGAACCCGCCAAAGCAGCCCGCGGCCGCCCGGCCGGCGUCGACAAAGUCGGGCAUCAAGCCGCUGUCCGAGAUCCUGGACAUGGACAAGGCGCGGGAGCUGCCCGUCAAGGAGCUCGGGGCAGUGUGGCGGCUCCGGCACGCCUCGAGCGCCUCGUCGCUGUGCGCCGUGAUCGAGGCGCCGACGUACCAGGCCCUGGAGCAGACGGCGCGGGCGCACCCAAACUUUGUGCUGCCCGUGCCGCGCGAGGGCGCCGGCGCCGAGAUCCACUACCUGCAGUGGGUGUUUGACCGCGAGUCCCGCACCGCCACGGCCCUCUUCACCCAGCUUGCCGAGUACAAGGCGCGCGGCGAGUGGGCCCAGCCGCACACGAGCGUCACGCACUACUACGACGAAGGCGUCGCCGCCCGCCAGGGCGUCGUGCUCAUGGCCGGUAAUGUCGUCGACGGCCGCGGCGCCAAUAUCCAGGACGCUCAAUGGCUUGUCAUGCUGAUGCAGCGCUUCUACGGCCCCGAAGCCCUGGCUGGCGAUGGCGCCAAGAGGAAACUGCUGGAGGACUUUGCCAGGGGUGCAAAUGGCGGCUUUACUGUUGAGAAGUUGCUGGAGGAGAGUGAGAAGCUCGGCUGA